GCGUCGGCGUCAGGAUGUCGCCCGCUUCACGCUGCGGCGGACUUGAUUUUGUUUAUUGUUAUCAUUUCCAACGCAUUGGGAGCAACGCGCCCCCAAAAACAAAAAACCAUACAAAAAGAAGUGAAAUCCAGGAGUUCCACCGCUGCCCCCCUCGAUGAACCCGAUCAUGAUCAAGUUUUUGAAGAUCCUAACGGCCACCGGCUUCGUUGCCAUUCUCGUCUUGUUCACGAUAGCGUCGAUCAGGACUUUAUCCCUGGACGUCAACGCUGGACUUCAACUCGCACGCUGGGAAACGCCGAGUGCGAUUUCGCUCGAUCUCGACCACCGGAAGCGAGAGGACCUGCUAACUCGCUUUAAGGAGGCCAUCGUCAUCCCCACCGUUUCUUUCUCGCCCACGGAGAGCAACACUACUGCGCUGCUUCAAUUCAACUCGUUUCUCCAAAGGGCCUUUCCGACAAUUUUUACGUCAAGCUUGGUGCGGCACGAAGUGGUGGCCAACUACAGCCACCUGUUUCGGGUGGCAGGGUCGCAGCCCGACCUGGCGCCGUACCUGCUGUUGGCUCACACCGACGUGGUGCCGGCCGCGGAGUCGGACGGCUGGGAGGCUCCGCCUUUUUCUGCCCGGGAGAUCGACGGCUUCAUCUACGGUCGGGGGACAAUCGAUGACAAAAGCUCUUUAAUGGGUAUUCUUCAGGCCCUGGAAUACUUACUGAGCAAAGGCUACGUCCCACGUCGAGGAUUUUACAUUGGUCUCGGCCACGACGAAGAGGUCGGCGGUUACCGGGGAGCCGCCAACAUCGUACGGCUGCUGAAAGAGCGCGACGUGCGACUGGCGUUUGUCCUGGACGAGGGCCUCGCCGUGCUCGACGGCGUCAUCAGCGGUCUGGACGGACCCGCCGCUUUAAUCGGUGUAAGUGAGAAGGGCCAGGCCACCGUCAAGCUGAGCGUGGCCACCCUUCCCGGCCACUCUUCGAUGCCUUCCAAGGAGAGCAGCGUUGGGAUCUUAGCUGCGGCUGUCAAAAGACUCGAGGACAACCCGAUGCCCCUGUUAUUCGGCCGUGGACCCGAACGUGAAACGUUUGAACACCUGGCUCACAAGUUUGGGCUUCCUUUGAAGUUCAUCCUGUCAAAUUUGUGGCUGUUUUCUCCGCUUGUUGGCAGGUUGCUUGAACAAAAACCGGACUCGAAUGCCUUCGUCAGGACGACUACUGCGGUCACAAUUUUUAACGCGGGCGUGAAGUUCAAUGUUAUUCCUUCCCUCGCUGAAGCGUACGUGAAUCUCCGAAUCCACACGGCACAAACAUUACAAGAGGUCCUGGACCUCAUCCAGUCUACGAUUGGGGACCAGCGCGUCAAGAUGGAGCUCGUUGAGGGCUUCGAUCCUUUACCCGUGAGCGCGUCUGAUGACAAAUCGUUCGGCUUCCAGAUCAUCAAGAAAACGGUGUUGGACAUGUUUCCGACUGUCGCCGUGGCGCCAGGUAUUUGCGUUGGGAACACAGACAGUCGCCACUUCAAAGAUUUGACCCGAGACAUUUACCGAUUCGCCCCUUUGUGGUUCAAACCGGGCGACGCAAAGAGGUUUCAUGGCAUCAAUGAGAGGAUUUCCAGAAAGAACUACGAGGAGCUCGUCGUGUUCUACUUCAGACUGAUCCAAAACUGUGACAUUGGGAAACUACCAGAGCCUCACAACUCCCUCCAUGAACUCUAAACAAGUGGAGCCAAACAACCAAAUGGGUACUGCGGCCUUUCACCGGAAACCAAAUCACGCGCGUGUGCUUCGUCGUCGUCGUCGUCGUUGUUGCAACGUUAACAAAGUCUCUCAAUGAAUGAAUGAAUUACUGUCAAGUCACAACAUUGAAUUGAGACUGCUGCUCACUUUAUGAAGAUGCGGUGAAGUCAAAAUUGCAUUCGUGUUUUGUUUGGUUGAAGCGCAUCAGUAAGUUUGGUGCCGCACAGGCCGUUUGGAUUUGCCCACGGAAAUUUGCAAACUGUGAAUGGAUGUCAAAUUAAAGAACCUGUAAAGUC
Messenger RNA from Syngnathoides biaculeatus (alligator pipefish), 2025 nucleotides. It is a transcript of the gene pm20d1.2, whose product is annotated as peptidase M20 domain containing 1, tandem duplicate 2. The transcript is spliced from 13 exons. Gene Ontology annotation, molecular function: hydrolase activity, acting on carbon-nitrogen (but not peptide) bonds, in linear amides. Gene Ontology annotation, biological process: amino acid metabolic process. NCBI's taxonomy places the organism in Eukaryota, Metazoa, Chordata, Actinopteri, Syngnathiformes, Syngnathidae. The record is from RefSeq and is a predicted model, not a curated record. Bases 155 to 1708 code for a protein of 517 amino acids.